Messenger RNA from Penicillium egyptiacum, 1797 nucleotides. Lineage: Eukaryota; Fungi; Ascomycota; Eurotiomycetes; Eurotiales; Aspergillaceae. The record is from the annotation of a GenBank genome assembly.
AUGUCUCAGCAACCAAGCCCCACUCAACCCUUGGGCAUCUUCAGGCUGGGUAAUUUGCCCCAGGAGUUAGUCUCGUCCAUUGCAAAUGCGGUGGCUAUCCGGGACCGCUGUAGGCUUCAUCAAACCUGCAAGUCUAUGUACUCGCUCCUCGCGGAUGGCAUCAUGAAGGAGAGGCAAGUGACUGCCCGAGUCCUAGCUCCCAAGCAAGAAUACGAGAGGCGUUUGUGGAAAUGGAGUUCUCCUUAUACAAUUGCUGGAAUCGACAUGCCAGAUAUGUCUGCUUGGCGAUAUCGCGUCAGAUUUUUGAGAAAGCCAAACAAAAGCGAGAUCUUUGCUUGUGCCAUUGAGCGCGGGGAUUACGAGAACGUAAGGAAGUACUUGCGUUCGGGUGUUGACCCUAAUGUAUACAGCCCUACUGGUGGAUUCAUGCUGCAUGUGGCGGUUGCUGCCCGUCGAGCUGGGAUGGUAACUUUGCUUCUGGAGUAUGGUGCUGAUCCUUCCUACGUGCACUUCGACUAUGACUCCGAUCGCUUUUCCGCUUUCUCCCUUGGCCGUGAAUCCUAUUUUUUCUACACUCUCUCCCGUGGCGGUGAUUUGGCGCUGAUUCUCGCGUUUGCCAGCAGCGGUAAGGUCGAUGGCUUUGCCAAUUAUGUUACUCGUCAUGGUAGCUAUGCAACCAUAUUGGCUUGUAUAAACGCAGGCAUGGAUUUCAAUCUAACUUCUUCUAAGGAGGAGACCGUGGCACAUGCUCUGGCCGAUCGCAAUGAUCCAGUGUUGUUCCGGGAGAUGGCACCUCAUCUUACAAGCGAAACUAUGACGAGGGUCUCAGAAAUACACAUGACGCCCCUGCAUGUCGCAUUGAAGCGACCGACCCCGGAUGUCGCCAUGGAACUUAUUGAGGCUGGUGCCGAUACCAAUUUCCUCGACAAAUCAAUAGAUACGACUCUGUUCACUGCUCUCGAAAACGGCCAUUUUGAAGCUGCGCGCUUGAUGCUUGAGAGAAAGACCAACCCUCCCCUGGACAAAUAUAUAGGAGGGCGCGAGAUUCUGGCAGCAAUCUCAGCUUGCGACGUUGGCAUUAUCCGUACGCUCAUCCACCGUGGCGCGAGCAAAGAACAAGAUGGGAACGAGUACACUUCGCCGCUUAUCUGCGCAGUCAGGACGGGAAGCUUGGAGAUCGUGCAGUUAGUCUACGAGGAAGGACUGAAGCAGCCCUCCUUGAGAUAUAACCCCGGGAAACUGUUUUCACCUUCGGCAUAUGCCUCAGCUCUUGCCCUUGGAAAACCCGAUAUCACGGAUUACCUGGAGAGUUGCAUGGACCGCGACGGCAGCGACCCUAACAUACCAUGCAUACCGGGGAGUGGUACCCAUGCUAACAUGGCACGCAAGAUCAUGGAGGUUAUGUCAGAUCUUCAUCAUUUGGAUCAGUGUAUAUUUGGUGAUGAAGGCAUGUCCAAGACCCACCUCGUCAAUCAAAUCGCGUUACGUAUUCUUCCCUUGGCAGGGGCAGAUUUUGAUUCUGGUCGAAUCUGCGAUCUCGUCCGAAAAGCUCAAUAUAUAUGUCCCGACGAACAAGUAAGGUAUCCUUCGAUGUACGCUCUUGAGGGGGCCAUAAAAGAUCUUGAGUUGCCAGGGGAAGAAGAAGAAGCAGGGGAAGGAGAAUGUGCUGGUCCUGACAACGCAGGCUUAUUAUGGAAGGCCUUGCCACGUCUUUUGAGCGUUAUCAGGAAAGAGGUUGAUUCUAAAAGAAGAACCUUUUCCUGGAGACCUUGGAGGAGGUUUUUAUUUGUCAUAUAA